Molecule: messenger RNA, 946 nt
Organism: Rhodamnia argentea
Lineage: Eukaryota; Viridiplantae; Streptophyta; Magnoliopsida; Myrtales; Myrtaceae
Product: early nodulin-like protein 1
Exons: 2
Coding region: 195-827 (210 amino acids)
Cellular component (GO): plasma membrane
Molecular function (GO): electron transfer activity
Source: RefSeq, a predicted model, not a curated record
UUUUCCCUGCAUGCAUCCUGCUCUCUCAACGGUAACCUCAUGAAAAUUCUGAAGUGAAUCCUCCCUCGGCUCUCUCUAUAUAUACAUCUCCUUCCAUAAGCCCAAUCUUCACCGUUCACCAACUUGUUCUCUCUCUCUCUCUCUCUCUCUCUCUCUCUCUCUCUCUGAGCUAUAGCUUUGAUUACCAGUCUCUAAUGGAGUCCACGAGAUUCGUCGCGUGGUUGUUCGUGGCCGUGGCAUUGCAGUUCGCAGCUUGUUCCGAAGCCUACGACUUCUAUGUGGGCGGCAAAGAUGGCUGGGUCCAAAAUCCUUCCGAGGGCUACAAUCAAUGGGCGGGGAGAAAUCGGUUCCAAGUCAACGACACCCUCUUUUUCAAGUACGAGAAAGGGAAGGACUCGGUCCUGGUGGUGACGAAGGACGACUACAAUUCGUGCGACACCAACAAACCUCUUGUCUCCCUCACCGACGGCGGCUCCAGGUUCAAGUUUGACCGCUCUGGCCCCUUCUUCUUCAUCAGCGGCAUUGCGGACAGGUGCAAUGCAGGCCAGAAGCUCAUCGUCGUGGUUCUGGCCAUCCGGCCAAAGGCUCAUGGCAGCCCCUCAACUCCAUCGCCGGUGCCACCCGUGGCCCAACCUCCAGCUUCGCCGCCACCUGGAUCGGAUACACCGGCGGGAGUGCCGCCGCAGCCGGCUGGUCCAAGCCCGUCGGAUGCGGAGGCUCCUGCGCCAGCCCCGUCACGUUCCUCGUCUUCGAAAGUGGGGUUUCCUUGGGCGGGUGGCGUGGGUCUUGUGAUCGCUCUUGGAGUUAGUUUGCUCAUUGGUGGCUAAUUAAAUUGGAUUUGGCUUGGUUUAAUUUAUUCUUUGGGCUGUUUAGCUAGAAAUUAGGGGUCCAAAGUCUGAGGAUUUUCGUUUUUAUGAACGUUGUUAUAUCACAUUCUUGACUAAUA